AUGGCGGCUGCGCAUGCAUCCCCUUCCACCCUCCGGCUCCAUUCCUCUCCUGCACUCGGUCCUUUCAUCGUGGUCCUGCAGAGGCACUGCGCAUGCUUCACGCCCAGCCGGCUCCUCGUCAUUCACUUCGAUUGGCUGGAGGACCAGCCGCUCCGGCACGGUCCUCCAGUCCCGCCCCCUCUUCCUAUUGGUCCGCUGCUGCUGUCAGUCAUUGUGAGCUGGAGCAUGCGCAAUCAGCGAAGACAGACGUCAUCAAACCUGGAGAGUCACGGGGACACCCGCACCAUGGAGAAACCAUGGAAAUGUGAGGACUGUGGGAAGGGAUUCAAUUACCCAUCCUGGCUGGAGAACCAUCGACGUAGUCACACCAGGGAGAAGCUGUUCACCUGCUCCGAGUGUGGGAAGGGAUUCACUCAGUCAUCCAAACUACUGAGACACCAGCGAGUUCACACUGGGGAGAGGCCGUUCACCUGCUCCGAGUGUGGGAAGGGAUUCACUCAGUCAGCCUACCUUCUGAGGCACCAGCGAGUUCACACAGCUGAGAGACCAUUCAGCUGUUCUGAGUGUGGGAAGGGAUUCACUCAGCUGUCCAACCUGUUGAUACACCAGCGAGUUCACACUGGGGAGAGGCCAUUCACCUGCUCUGUAUGUGGGAAAGGAUUCACUGGGUCCUCUGACCUGCUGAAGCACCAGCAAAUUCACACUGACGAGAGACCGUUCAGCUGUACUUCCUGUGGAAAGAGAUUCAGGUCUUCGUCCCACCUCACUGCACACCGGCGAGUUCACACUGGAGAAAGACCAUUCACCUGCUCCGAGUGUGGGAAGGGAUUCACUCAGUUAUCCAACCUGCUGAGACACCAGAGUGUUCACACUGGGGAGAGACUGUUCACUUGCUCCGAGUGUGGGAAGACAUACACUCAUUUAUCCAACCUGCAGAGACACCAGCUGCUCCACACUGGGGAAAGACCGUUCACCUGCUCCGAGUGUGGGAAGGGAUUCACUGAGUCAGUUGAUCUGCUGAGACAUCAGCGAGUUCACACUGGGGAGAGACCAUUCACCUGCUCCAAGUGUGGGAAGGGAUUCACUCAGUCAUCCCACCUGCUGAGACACCAGCGACCUGAAUAUCAUCGGAUUUUGAACAUGGAAGGAAAAAGCACCGUUCACAGUGGGGAGAAACUGCACACGUGUUCUGUGUGUGGACGAGGCUUCAGCCAGUCAUCUGACCUGUCAGAGCAUAAACUCAGUCACACUGGGGAGAAACCGUGGAAAUGUGGGGACUGUGGGAAGAGAUUUAAUUACCCAUCUGAGCUGGAAACUCAUCAGCGCAAUCACACAGGGGAGAGGCCAUUCAUCUGCUCCAAAUGCGGGAAGGGAUUCACUCAGUCAUCCACCCUGCUGAAGCACCAGCUAAUUCACACCAGGGAGAGACCUUUUAAAUGCCCAGAUUGUGGAAAGUGCUAUAAAAGUUCCGAGAACCUAAUGUGCCAUCAACGUGUUCACACUGACGAGAGACCGUUCAGGUGCUCUCACUGUGGGACUGGGUUCAAGCAAUCAUCGCAACUCACUGUCCAUCAGCGCAGUCACACUGGGGAGAGACCAUUCACCUGUUCCGAGUGUGGGAAGGGAUUCACUCGAUCAUCCCACCUGCUGACACACCAGCGCAUUCACACUGGGGAGCGGCCAUUCACCUGCUCCGAGUGUGGGAAAGGAUUCACUCAAUCAUCCGAGCUGCUGUCGCACCAGCGGGUUCACAUGGAGGAGAGACCUUUUAAAUGCCCAGACUGCGGGAAGUGCUAUAAAAGUUCCGGGGAACUGAUGCGCCAUCAACGUGUUCACACUGACGAGAGACCAUUCAGGUGCUCUCACUGUGGGACUGGGUUCAGGCAAUCAUCUCAUCUCAUUGUACACCAGCGGGUUCACACCGGGGAGAGACCAUUCACCUGCUUUGUGUGCGGGAAGGGAUUCAUUAAUUCAUCCCAACUGCGAACACACCAGCGAGUCCAUACUGGGGAGAGGCCGUUCACCUGCUCCGAGUGUGGGAAGGGAUUCAUCAAUUCAUCUCACUUGCUGACACACCAGCGAAUUCACACUGGGGAGAGGCCGUUCACCUGCUCUGAGUGCGGAAAGGGUUUCAUUACUUCACCCCACCUGCUGACACACCGGCGAGUUCACACUGGGGAGAGGCCAUACACCUGCUCUGUGUGUGGGAAGGGUUUUACUCAGUCAUCUGCCCUGCUGAGACACCAGCGAGUUCACAAAGAACAGCGGCAUUCCAGAGUUCAACUGAGUGAACCUUCUCUGAAUUGCUUCAAAUUGAAUUAUAUCCCUCCUCAAGAUUAUCCCACAAUUCAAGAUUAUCAGAAGCUGCGAAUGACUUUGAACAUGGAAGGAAAAAGCACCGUUCACAGCAGGGAGAAACCGUACACUUGCUCUGUGUGUGGUCGAGGCUUCAGCCAAUCAUCUGGCCUGUCGAGACACAAGUGCAGUCGCACUGGGGUGAACCUGUGGAAAUGUGGGGACUGUGGGAAGGGAUUCAAUUACCCGUCUGAGCUGGAAACUCAUCGACGCAGUCACACUGGGGAGAGACCAUUCACCUGCCCAGAAUGUAGGAAGGGAUUCACUCAGUCAUCUACCCUGCUGACACACCAGAGGGUUCACACUCAGGAGAGGCCAUUCACCUGUUCCAAGUGUGGGAAGGGAUUCACUCGCUCAACCAUCCUGUUGAAACACCAGCGAGUUCACAUUGACGAGAGACCUUUUAAAUGUCCAGACUGCGGGAAGUGCUUUAAAAGUUACGGGGAACUGAUGCGACAUCAACGUAUUCACACAGACGAGAGACCGUUCAGGUGCUCUCACUGCGGGACUGGGUUUAGACAAUCAUGUCAUCUGACUCUACACCAGCGGGUUCACACUGGGGAGAGACCAUUCACCUGCUCUGAUUGUGGGAAGGGAUUCAUUAAUUCAUCCCAUCUGCUGACACAUCAGCGAGUUCACACUGGGGAGAGACCGUUCACCUGCUCCGAGUGUGGGAAGGGAUUCACUCAGUCAUCGCACCUGCUGACACACCAGCGAGGUCACACUGGGGAGAGACCUUUCACCUGUUCCGAAUGUGGGAAGGGGUUCACUCAGUCAGCCACCCUGCUGAGACAUCAGCAAAUUCAUACCGGGGAGAGACCGUUCACCUGCUCAGUGUGUGGGAAGGGAUUCAUUAAUUCAUCUCACCUGCUGACACACCAGCAAGUUCACACUGGGGAGAGACCAUUCUCCUGUUCUGUGUGUGGGAAGGGAUUCCCUCAGUCAGCCACUCUGCUGAGACACCAGCAAGUUCAUGAGUAACUGGUGAUUGAAUUUUGCUGUUAAUCACAUUCAUAUCUGAACCAUGUUCAUUGAGGUCUGUUUCUGCUGAUGUUAAUAAACUCCAGCCCAGUUAUCAGUGUUAAU
Carcharodon carcharias (great white shark) is the source of this 3441-nucleotide messenger RNA. RefSeq names its product zinc finger protein 585A-like. Gene Ontology annotation, cellular component: nucleus. Bases 1 to 3336 code for a protein of 1111 amino acids. Lineage: Eukaryota; Metazoa; Chordata; Chondrichthyes; Lamniformes; Lamnidae. The transcript is spliced from 6 exons. Gene Ontology annotation, molecular function: DNA-binding transcription activator activity, RNA polymerase II-specific; RNA polymerase II cis-regulatory region sequence-specific DNA binding. Gene Ontology annotation, biological process: regulation of transcription by RNA polymerase II. The record is from RefSeq and is a predicted model, not a curated record.